This is a messenger RNA of Candida tropicalis MYA-3404, 4032 nucleotides long. RefSeq names its product putative acid anhydride hydrolase. Gene Ontology annotation, cellular component: membrane. The coding region runs from base 1 to 4032 and encodes 1343 amino acids. The record is from RefSeq and is a predicted model, not a curated record. The transcript has a single exon. Lineage: Eukaryota; Fungi; Ascomycota; Pichiomycetes; Serinales; Debaryomycetaceae. Gene Ontology annotation, molecular function: ATP binding; ATPase-coupled monoatomic cation transmembrane transporter activity; ATP hydrolysis activity. Gene Ontology annotation, biological process: intracellular calcium ion homeostasis.
AUGGUUAAGAGCCAAAGACCUAGUCGUAGGUCUUCUUCUGUUGAUAGAAGAAGAUCCAGAUCAAGACACAACUCAGUCACUUCAACUAGUUCUUCAGUAUUAUUAGAUGAUAACAACUAUGAAAUGUAUUCUGGUGCAGCAUCAGAGGUCAUACCUUCAUCUAUUUCGUCAUUGCAUUAUCCACAUAGUUUUGGGAAUAGAAGAGUUUCUCAUAUUUCAAGGGAGACAUCUCCAUUGUUAGGAACUGAAGAAGAUGAUAAUGAUGUUCGUUUACACAGAGUCAAGUCUAAUGUUUCAAAACAUUCUGUCGACUCUCAAGCAAAUUUUAACUUUUUCACUCCAGAUGAAAUUGAAAUGGCUCAAGGUGGUUCUACUUUGGAAAAUCCUGAAGAUCCCGUUGAUUAUAAUACAAAUUGGGAUUAUUCUAUUGAUAAGUAUCUUGAUGAUGAAUACCAGAAUGAAUUGACAAUUCAAGACGAUGAAGAGCCAUUGUCUGUUGGAUUUUAUGAUCAAGAAGGUGCAAACUCGAGAUUUCAAUCACCAGAAGCACCAGACUAUGGCUCAAUGGAAUUUGAACGUCGUAACAGACGUGAUUCUGAAUCUAGUAGUAAGUCGGCUUCUUCUGCAACCGAUAGUGUUGCCUCAGAGCAAAUCAAUGUUGAGUUUUUAAAAGAAUUCCCAGCAAAAUUGGAUUACCAAAGAUAUUACCUUGCCGAAGAGGAUUUGGUUUUGGGUAUUGCUGGGUAUAAGAAUGAAUGGUGGAAGAAGUUGUUGUACUAUGCCACUUGUAUUUUUACAUUCGGUCUUGGAUAUUUAAUUUUGAGAUGGUUUCCUCGUUAUAGAGUUAAUUUGAUGGGGACAAGAUGUGCCUUGGGUACUGCUGAUUGGUGUGUCAUUGAAAAUGAGUUUGGUGAGUUACAGAUCAUUGACAUCCAAAAACAAAGAUUUCAAGAGAGAUUAUCCAGUUUUCUUGUUAGCAUCGAUGAAGAUGGGCGUGAUUCGGACAAAGAUCCAAUUGUUCCAUAUAUUCAUUCUUUUGUUUACAGAUAUAUUAAAUUUUUCUAUAAUCCAUUGGAAGAUAUCUUUAAGACGAAUUCAAAUUGGUAUGAUGCCCGUUGGUUGAACGUUAAAUCUAUCAAAGAUGGUAUUCCACAAGGCCUUCAAGAACAAAGAUUAGAAAUUUUUGGAGAAAACAAGAUUGAAAUCAAUGAAAAGUCUGUUGCCCAGCUAUUGGCUGAUGAAGUCUUACACCCAUUCUACAUUUUCCAAGUAUUUUCCAUCUUCUUAUGGUUAGCUGAUGAUUAUUACUAUUAUGCUGGAUGUAUUUUUAUUAUUUCAUUGGUUUCGAUCAUCAAUUCCUUAAUUGAAACAAAGUCUACAAUGAAGAGAUUACAAGAAAUAUCUAAAUUUUCUUGUGAGGUUAGAGUUUGGAGAAAUGGGUUUUGGAAACAAAUUGAUUCCAAUGAAUUGGUACCUGGUGAUGUAUUUGAAGUUGAUCCAUCUUUAAGUGUUCUUCCAUGUGACGCAUUAUUGGUCAAUGGUGAAUGUGUUGUUAAUGAGUCUAUGUUAACUGGUGAAAGUGUUCCAGUUAGUAAAGUCCAUGCAAGUAAAGAAACUGUCAAAUUAUUACCAGAAAAUUUCAUUGACCCAGUUUUAUCUAAAUCAUUCUUAUUUAAUGGUACUAAGUUACUCAAAAUGAAAUCUGCAAAUGAUGAGCCUGUAUCAGCCAUGGCUGUUAAGACUGGUUUCAAUACAACAAAGGGUUCGUUGGUUCGUUCUAUGCUUUUCCCCAAACCAACUGGGUUCAAGUUUUAUGAGGAUUCGUUCAAGUAUAUUGGGUUCAUGACAAUCAUUGCUGCUAUUGGGUUUACUUAUUCUACUUAUAAUUUCAUCAAACUUGGCAUUGAAAAGAAAGUUAUGAUUUUGAGAGCUUUGGAUAUUAUCACUAUUGUCGUUCCACCAGCUUUGCCAGCUACUUUGACUAUUGGUACAACUUUUGCUAUUGCAAGAUUGAAAAAAUUGCAAAUAUUCUGCAUCGCACCAACGAGAGUUAACAUUGGAGGAAAGUUGGAUGUGCUUUGUUUUGAUAAAACAGGAACUUUAACUGAAGAUGGAUUGGAUGUAUUAGGUCUUCAUUUGGCUAAUAAUGCUCAAGGCAGAAAAGAAAUUGUUUUUGAAGAUUUAAUUGAAAAUAUAAAAGACCUCAGAACUGUUCGUAAAAGUGAUCAUGAUACAAAUAAUGGGAAAUUCCUUCUUGGAUGUAUGGCAUCUUGUCAUUCAUUGAGAAAUAUUGACAAUGAACUUUUGGGCGAUCCACUUGAUGUAAAGAUGUUUGAAUUUACUAAAUGGGAUUAUAAGGAAGAUGCUAGUACAUCACAUCCAAUCGUCUAUAAGCACAAUGAAAGUUAUGAAAUUCUCAAAGAAUUUGAAUUUUUGGCUCCAUUAAGAAGAAUGUCUGUGAUUACCUCCCAAAACCACAAAAAUUUUGUUUUCACUAAAGGUGCUCCAGAAAUCAUGUUUGACAUUUGUCAACAAGAGACAUUACCAACCAAUUUUGAAGAAUUGUUGCAAAAGUAUACACAUUCGGGUUACAGAGUUAUUGCAUGUGCAUAUAAGCAAAUAUCCAAUAUCUCCAUUGAAAGAGACGAAGCUGAAUCUGAUUUGACCUUUGGUGGUUUUAUAAUCUUUGAAAACAAAUUAAAGAAGUCGACCAAGAGCACAUUAAAGACCUUAAGAAAAGCAGAAAUUCGUACUAUUAUGUGCACUGGUGAUAAUAUUUUGACAGCAAUCAGUGUCUCACGUGAAUGUGAGUUGAUUUCUCCAAGUAUUGAGCAUAUUUACAUCCCUGUGUUGGAUAUUAAAGACGAUGAAAGGUAUAUUGCUUGGCAGGAAGUUAAUGAUCCUGAAAAUAGACUAGAUCCUGUUACUAUUAGGCCAAUUAAUAUCAGACAAGAUAACAACUAUAAGUUGGCUAUUACUGGUGAUAUAUUCAGAUUUUUGUUGACAGAAAUUAAAAACACCAAUAUUAUUCAUAAUAUUCUUAUGAAUUGUGAUAUUUUUGCUAGAAUGUCUCCUGAUGAGAAACACGAAUUGGUUGAACAAUUGCAAAAGAUUGACUACACUGUGGGUUUCUGUGGUGAUGGUGCUAAUGAUUGUGGUGCAUUGAAGGCUGCUGAUGUUGGUAUUUCACUUUCUGAGGCUGAAGCUUCUGUUGCCGCUCCUUUCACUUCACGUGUUUUUGAAAUUUCUUGUGUUUUAGAUGUUAUCAAAGAAGGUAGAUCCAGUUUGGUUACAAGUUUUUCAUGUUUCAAGUACAUGUCGUUGUAUUCAGCUAUUCAAUUUGUAACUGUUACCAUUCUUUAUAAAACGGGCACUAAUUUAGGUGAUUUCCAGUUUUUAUACAUUGACUUAUUUUUGAUCUUGCCAUUAGCCAUUUUCAUGUCUUGGUCUAAACCAUACGCAAAACUUGUCGUUAAAAGACCGACUGCAAAUUUGGUAUCACCUAAAAUCCUUAUUCCUUUGGUAUGUCAAAUUAUUGUCAUUUUGAUUUUCCAAGUUAUAUUAUGGUCAUGGGUAAGAGAAGAACCUUGGUAUAUUAAACCAAUUCCUGGUGCAGAUGAUGCUGUUAAAUCUUCUGAUAAUACUGUUUUGUUCUUAUUCUCGAAUUUCCAGUAUAUUUUAAUUGCUGUGGUAUUAUCACAAGGACCUCCAUAUCGUGAAUCAAUGUUUAAGAAUCAUCCAUUUAUUAUCAAUUUGAUCGUUGCUUGUUUGUUAUCCGCUUCAUUAUUCUUCAUUGAUGGAGAUUCCAAUAUGGGUGAUUUGAUGCAAUUGACAAACUUACAUGGUUGGUUCUACUGGUACAUUAUUAUUUUCUCCAUCUUGAACCUUGGUGUUAUGCUACUUGGAGAAGAACGUUGGUUUCCUAAGAUUUCUCAAUUGUAUAAGAAAGUUUUCCAACGUCUGAAGAUUGGUAAGAGUAAGAAGUUGUUCAAGAAUUUGAAGAAAGAAUUCACUAGACUUGAAAGCGUAUGA